AUGACGGCCGUCGAAGAGCAGAAGCACCUCUCUGCCUCCUCGGACAGCGACAGCGACGAGGAGUGCCCCAACUUGGAAGAGGAAAACGCCCAGGAGGAAGGAUCCCCCGAGGGGCGUAGCAAGCAGAGCCGCAACGAGAAGAAAGCCCGCAAGGCCGUUCUCCGCCACGGCAUGAAGCACAUGCCCGGCGUUGUGCGGGUUCUCAUCCGCAAGAGCAAGCACAUCGUCUUUGUCGUCCCCAAGCCUGACGUCUACAAGAGCUUGGCCUCCGACACCUACGUCAUCUUCGGCGAGGCGAAGAUCGAGGACCUGAACAGCCAGGCUCACUCCGCUGCCGCGCAGCGCUUCACACAGGCGGCGAACGCACCGUUCGCGUUCAACGGUCCAGAGGGCGCGGCGACCAGCGCCGACGCGGCGGCGAAGAAGGAAGAGGCUGAGGCUCCGGUUGACGAGACGGGCGUCGAUCCGAAGGACGUGGAUCUGGUCAUGUCUCAGGUCGACUGCUCCCGCGCGAAGGCCAUUGCGGCGCUGAAGGCGAACAAUAACGACAUCGUGGAGGCCAUCAUGGAGCUGACAAGUCAUUAA
Besnoitia besnoiti is the source of this 585-nucleotide messenger RNA. Its product is annotated as NAC domain-containing protein. NCBI's taxonomy places the organism in Eukaryota, Apicomplexa, Conoidasida, Eucoccidiorida, Sarcocystidae. The transcript is spliced from 3 exons. The record is from RefSeq and is a predicted model, not a curated record. Gene Ontology annotation, biological process: protein targeting to membrane. Gene Ontology annotation, cellular component: nascent polypeptide-associated complex; cytoplasm. Bases 1 to 585 code for a protein of 194 amino acids.